Molecule: messenger RNA, 4462 nt
Organism: Amphiprion ocellaris (clown anemonefish)
Lineage: Eukaryota; Metazoa; Chordata; Actinopteri; Pomacentridae
Product: major histocompatibility complex class I-related gene protein-like
Exons: 7
Coding region: 160-1404 (414 amino acids)
Biological process (GO): immune response
Cellular component (GO): external side of plasma membrane
Source: RefSeq, a predicted model, not a curated record
GGGACAUCCCAGAGUUUAUAGGGUCUCUUAUAGUUGAUGAAGUUCAGGUGGGUUACUGUGACAGCAACAUCAGGAGGCCUGAACUCAGACAGGACUGGAUGAGAACGUUCAUAAAAGACGACCCACAACACCUGGAGUGAUGUCCACAUCCUACAGCAAAUGAGUGGCUGUGAAUGGGAUGAUGAAACUGGGGAAUCCAGAGGUUUUCAUCAAUAUGGAUACGAUGGUGAAGACUUCAUAGCACUGGACCUGCAGACGCUGACAUGGAUCGCUCCAAAACCACAGGGGUUCAUCACCAAACUGAGAUGGGACACAGACAAAGCGAGACUAGAUGGCAAUAAAUACUUCAUCCACUUGUACCCUGACUGGCUGAAGAAGUAUGUGCAGUACGCGAGGAGUUUUCUGCAGAGAACAGUGAAACACUCCUUGAUGUUUUCCCUCACUACAUCUUCUGGAGUCCCAGACUUCCCAGAGUAUAUGGGUUCUGCACUGGUUGAUGAAGUUCAGGUGGGUUAUUUUGACAGCAACAUCAGGACGGCUGAACCCAAAGUGGAUUGGAUGAGAAAGUUGAUGAAGGAUGACCCACAACACCUGGAGUGGUACGUUAACAAAUGCAUCGAACACCAGCACUUCUUCAAAGCCACCAUUGACAGCUUGAUGAAACGCUUAAACCAAACCGAAGGUGCUCACAUCCUACAGCAAAUAAGUGGCUGUGAAUGGGACGAAGAAAAUGGAGACAUCAAGGGUUUUCAGCAAUAUGGAUUUAAUGGUGAAGACUUCAUAGCGCUGGACCUGAAGACGCUGACAUGGGUCGCUCCAAAUCCCCUGGCGUUCAUCACCAAACUGAAAUGGGACACAGAGACAGCUAGACUGGAGUACAAUAAGUACUACUACAUCCACGUGUACUCUGACUGGCUGAAGAAGUAUGUGAACUACUCAAGGAGUUUUCUGAAGAGAACAGGUCUUCCCUCAGUGUCUCUCCUCCAGAAGACUCCUUCCUCUCAGGUCACCUGCCACGCUACAGGUUUCUACCCCGACAGAGCCGACUUGUUCUGGAGGAAAGAUGGAGAGGAGCUUCAUGAGGACGUGGACAAAGUAGAGAUCCUCCCCAACCAUGAUGGAACCUUCCAGAUGAGUGUUGACCUGAACAUCUCAUCAAUCGCUCCUGAAGACUGGAAGAAGUACGACUGUGUGUUUCAGCUGUCUGGUGUCAAAGACGUCAUCAUCACCAAACUGGACAAAUCAGUGAUCAGGACUAACUGGGUUUCUCCAUCAGGGUUUCCUGCUGGUGCUGUCAUUGGAGUAGUUGUAGGUCUGCUGCUGCUGUUGCUCUGCAUCACUGGACUCUUCAUCUGGAGGAAGAAGACUAACGGGUUCAGACCUGCUAACAGAAAGAUUUUCUGAUAUUUACUGUAGACUGAUCUUUACAGCCUUGUCUAUUGGGUUUCGAACUCAAGCUUUUUUUUGUUUGUUUUUUUGUUUUUCCAGUUUAAUUUUCUGUCCAGUAUUGUGCACAAAAUAUAGACAAUUUAAAUAUUUAGUUUUUUUUCCAUCAUGCAAAACCAUCUGAUUGGUUCUGAGUCUAACCACAGACACAAGUUUAAAGACAACAAUUUUAUAUGAUUAUUCUCAUAGUUUGAACACAUAAUGUAUGUCUAUAAUAGACUGAUUCUUCUGCUCAAGUAUAAAUAUCUAUGAAAUAUGUUUUACAGAUUAUAAACUAUGUGUAUUUCUUUGCCUUCACUGUCCAAACACACAUUGGUAUCAUAGCAGCUGCUGUUGUAUUUGUGGUAUUUUUGUGUCUUUUUCUUUCUCCUUUAUGUCUCCUGCUCAGUUUUCUGCUGUGGGUGUUUCAUCCCUCUGACUGCUGCCUUCUCACCUGCUCUGCCUCUAAUAUCAAACACCUGAAGCUGAUCCAUGAACCUCCUUCCACAGUAGAAACACACCAGUUCUCUGAUCACUCUUCAGCAGAUUAUCUUUCUACUUCUUGUUGUCAAGCUUUCCAGCCAUUCCCAAGUUUGCUCUGAUUGUGUCUUCAUGUUUUACACGUGUGGAAUCCUAAGGCCAGUAACCUCCUAAAUCAAUCAAAUAAAUUAAUUAACUAUCAGAGAAUUACUGGACCAGCUCUCCAUCUAACGGGUCCGGUUCCCGUAGCCCAUAUGAUACAACCCAGAUGGGAUCUGAGGAACGUUUAAGCUGGUAAGUGAGAAAAUUGGCCUAGCUUCUAACUGCCUCCAUCCAGACGCCUAUCCUGCUUCCUCUGAUAACUAACUCAACUGAGUAGCCACUUUCGAAUGGUCAAAUUAAUUACCAGUCACGUCUGUUAACGGCAGCUUUUCUCUCAUCGGAUUCUGCACUUGGUAAGUUGCUAGGUUUAAAUUUAGAGGUUAAGGAAUGGAUAACCCCAAGGAUAAGUUUAAAAAAGGCCACCCUCGGCCCCAACGACUAGGUAACCUGACAGAACCAGUUUUAGAUGUAAUGCACACAGUAACCUGACUUUUUACAAACUGAGAAGAUAUAUGUGGUUAAUUCAUCAUCAUGAUAAAAAUAAAUAGAAUUUCCAAUCUGUUAACUUUAAUUGCAGGAUAAAUGCUUUAUUAUAAAAUUUCAGCAGGGAAAUAGCAAUAGCCCAUAAAUCAUCAGACAACCAAUUAAACAUUAAUUCUUAUAACAAUCCUCUAAUAUGACUCCUAACUGGAACUAUGCCUUUAUCUAAGAAGAGCAAUAAUCACCCAAACUAUGUAAUUUGGAGGGGGAGAGCAGACGGUGUGAUCAGAACCGGCUGCUCACCUGAAGACCGACGCCCCGCUGGGGCUCUGCUCCAGGGAGGAGGUGGAGAGAGAGUUCAGUCCAGAUUUAGAUCUGCUUGUAUCCACUUUUGUUGUUUGGGCCAGUUAAAACUUUGUUAAUCCAUUCUGGUGUUAAUCCUUUGGAAAUAGUAGAGUUCAGUAAUGUUCCUUCAGUCAGCGUUAUUUUUAGAUCACAGUCUUUCGUAAUCCUCAAACAGUGCAGAAAGAGCACUCCUUCAGUCCAUAAUUCCAAUAGAACAGUUAUUCCUUUGCAGAUCAUGUUGAAUCCCCCGUCCGAGUUACGUGGUAAAAUCCCCUUUGCUCAGAGCAUUUCUACCCUGGCUUGCAACGAGUGACCACCUCGCAACGACUCCCAACUCGUGUCUCGAUCCAGUGCAAUUUAUACAACAACUGAACCUGUUGCAUAUGCAAUGACUGCACCCUUAAUUAACAUACGUGAUGACAGCAUCCAUCCCCCUCCUUACUCGUGCACUGCUCCCAUCCACUGACCUCAUGGUCUCUGCGUGCUCUGGAGGAACCAAAACCUUGGACUGUUUGGACCUUCCACUCAGUCUCACUUCUCUAUUAAUGUAUUUGUUCCACCUGCAGCUCAGAGCAGGCCUCCGGUCAGGAAACAGAUGUCAGACUCACAAAAAUCCUUGACGUCUAUUUUGAGCUUAAUAACCUUUACUGUGAACACUUGACCCCAGUUCACCUUAGCUCUUGACUUCUCACUUCAUUACUAAGUUAAAAACCUCUUAGUUUAACAGUAAUCAAAACUCUUAAAAGCAUUAGUUCCUCAUAUUCGUCAUAUCUAUCAAAAACAUCAGUUUCCCUGGUAACCAAAACAUCACUUUUCACAGUGAGCUGCUGUUCUGACUUAGUUACUUCUUAAACAAAGAUUAUAAAAAUAGGUAUUUGUGUUAGCUUUAACACACUUAUUAGGUUAUAGCAUAAAUCAAUUAUAAAUCACAGGUUAUAAUAUCACAAUGUUCCCUUAUUUAGCUGUUAUUCUGCCAGAGUCUCCCCCUUGUGGCUGAUUCUGGGAUCUCAUACCUCCAUGUUUCUCAACACGCGUUUUUCACUCUGAGGGCAUUGGACAGCUCUGUUGGUGACAGACUGCUUCACUCCAGGUAUGUGAAGGUCACGGGUCCACAGGUCCUUCCUUCCUUCCUGCUGGUAUCAGGCUUUAUAAUCAGCACUGCUCCCAACAGACCACAGUUGCAAACAUCGUUAUGUGCAAAUACACCCAAGUGCAAUUCAUUUGUGUCUAUAUUCUUAAAUUUGUGUUGUUAGUAUUCUUGUGUUCUUUAGUUUUUCAUAUUUAUAUGUUGUAUGUACAGUGUAUAUAUCUUUUGUCUUUAAUUUAUAGUUAUUUUCUUGGUUUUUCUUACCGUCACUUUGCUGCUGGGACAAAUAAAUGAUACUCUAUUCUAUUCAAUAUAGGUUCCUUGUAUACAAAUUAGUUUCCUUGUGUUUUCUGCUUUAGUUAACUCCUUUUGUACAACUUUAGCCUAUUGUUUUUCACAAUGUUUACCUGCAUAUUAAGUGUUUAGAUGUUGGUUGUUUCUGGUUUUUGCCUUUUAUCUGCUUCCUGAGUUGGAUUUGUUUCCACACAGAUGGAUCACUUGUUCAUUUCCUUUGAUUUGCUUAAUAAAGACUUUUAUUUUUGA